Messenger RNA from Pogona vitticeps (central bearded dragon), 2366 nucleotides. The record is from RefSeq and is a predicted model, not a curated record. NCBI's taxonomy places the organism in Eukaryota, Metazoa, Chordata, Lepidosauria, Squamata, Agamidae.
CCCAGAUGGAAAAUUCAGUAACCAGGGUGGAAAAGGAAAUAAUCUGUGUCACUUUAAAGCGUGACCCUAAAUGUGGAUUUGGUUUUGUAAUCAUAGGAGGAGAAAAUGUGGGGAAGUUAGACUUCGGCAUUUUCAUUGCUUCUGUUAUUCCUGGAGGACCUGCUGACAGAUGUGGGCACAUUAAACCAGGAGGACGACUCAUCUCUGUGAAUAGCAUUAGCUUGGAGGGUGUUUCUUUUAAUAUCGCAGUCAAGAUUAUUCAGAAUUCUCCUGAUGAUGUGGAGUUGAUUAUCUCCCAACCCAAAGACUUUUCUGAAGAAGGACUAAAUGCUGAAAGGAAUCUGCUAAGAAAAGUUGGCAGCACCAGUGAUUCUGAGAUCUCUUGUAUUGACUAUGAGAGACAAAUUACAGAGGACAGCCAAGUAGAACCCACUGAAGAGGAAGGCGUGCCUCCAGACAAUGAACCUGAGAAGCUUCUUUGGCAUAAUGUAACACCCAGGAUUCCUAUUGUUUCCAUCACCAGCCUUGAGUCACAGGAAGGAAUUAGUGCUGGUGUUCCAAAUGGAGAAAUCUGUAAGAAAUCCAUUAUCCCUGAUGAACCUGGUGAUAAGGGCAAUCAAUCGAGGAAAGGUGACAGUCUCUGGAAAGACAAUGGGCUCAGCCUUCAGGACCACACACAAAGGCACUCUAUGGAAAGCCUCAAGAGAAGUGGACAGGUUUCCAAGUUAAUAGCUGCAAGGGAAAGCCAGCUGUCAUUGCCAAAACACCCGAGUCCAGGGAAUAAUGCUAAUAAAGAUAGUCACCUGAGCCAUUCCUUGGCUACUGCACUGGUAUCGGAAGAUCCUGAAAGUGUAUGUUUCAUGAAAGAUGGGGGCCAGGAGCUAUGGCCUUGGAUAUCCUGCCCAAGGUGCCAGCGGCAACUCCCUCACAGUUGCUUAAGCGCUAAUAAACAGGAAGUCCUGCACUUGCUGAGAGGGGCUCCUUCAGAAGUGACACUUCACCUUUGCAGGCCACCAAAGGGUACCCUGCCAGAAAUUGAUCAAAGAGAACUGACUCCACUGUCUUCACCAGUUAAAGAACUUGUGACAUCCCUGGAGCAAACAUGUGGUUUGAAUCACAACCCCUGCAGUGAAGAAGACUGUACCUCACCUGUAGAAUCCUUGAGAAAAGGCCAUGACAAGAAGGUGAUGGAUGUGCAACACUCCCCUUGUAGAGAGCAAAAUGCAAGGAUAUAUCCAUCUUUGAUCAAAAAUGCUUCCCCAGCUUUGCGCUCAUAUAAGCAUCUCUGGAAAGUUCACCAGAAAACCAUCACUUCCAAGACCUUCCUUUCUCUAGAAGAAGAGAUGACACAGGGGUGCACCUCACCAUUAGAACUGGAAACGCCUCAGAGCCCCGUGUUUGACAAGAGUGACAGCGACCAAUCUUUCAAGUACUCUCAAACUGAGAUCCUUUCUUCCACACCAGUGGAUGAACAGUACCUUAUCUCCAAGCCAACAUCCAUCACCCCACUGUUACAUGAAGAGAGAUCUGAGAUGGGGACUUCUGAAGAGCAAGAUGAACUGGGCCCAAGUAUAGUUACUUCAACGAGCAGAGAACAGUGUGUCGGUGACAGAACAUGGGAUGAUCUAGAGGAAGUGAAGACAGAUGUGCAAAAGUGGGGGAAUGUUAGGGAAACCGAGUUCCAUGUGACAUUGACAAGGUCAGUGAACAAGGGGUAUGGAUUCACAGUAGUUGUUAACAAAAUGGAGAACACCGUGCAUAUAGCAGAGAUCCUGGGAGAACCUGCUCUGUCAGAUGGACGACUGAGAAGAGGAGACAGACUCCGUAUGGUAAAGAACCCUCCCUCCAACAAGCCUGGUUAUACUAUCUUUGAAGAGGCUCAGCUUAGCUAGAUACACACUGAAUAGGCUUUCAAAUCCUGCUUCUCACUUUUAGGCAUUGGAUGUUUAUAGGACAAGAGAACAAAAUUGAAACAUAGCCCCUUUUCUCUAUGUUCCUUUGUUUUAGUGCCAACAUUCAUAUUGACACAUUCUUUGAUUUUCUACUUCAUUGAGGAGUUUUUUUAUUUUUUAUUUUUUGCUUUCUACUGAGAAAACAAAGAUAAAGGAGAGAGAUUCUGAUUUCUUAUAUAUGUUUACGAGCAUUCAGCAUUAAAAAACAGCUCCUUGAGCAUUCAGGAAAAACAUCAAAUAAGAAUGUCCUAGAAAGCCAUAUGCCUGCAGAGAGCAUUAAAUUAAGUGUAUAUUUCUGAAACUUCUUUCUUUUUCCAAAUGAGAAAAGGCAGUUUGGUAAACCAUAUUAAACUGGUGGACCUAUGGCUAAAUGCUUCCCUGUGGAGUGCGACUGUUUAGCAUUCUAGCCCCCCA